UCUGCUUCCGUGUCGGGCUGCUCCCUCCCUCCCGCUCCACCUCCUGCUGCUCCCCGGGACAACUCUGGGAAGUAAAGUAGAGAGUAGAGAAAACUCGGUGGAGCAGAAUAAAGUACGACGGAGUCUACAACCCGGACCUUAAGUUCAGAGAGCAGCUCCAUGACCCAACUGGUUGUACUGGCCGUGUAGGUCUGGUCCGUCUGUCCUGUACUGGUUGCACUGGACUUGCACUGGUCGUGUACUGGUCUGCAUGGUGCGGAUCUGUCUGCAGACGCAGUGCCUACCUUUGCAGGUGUGGAGGCACCAUGGCAGCGAAGGUUCAGGUUUUGUACGACUUUGAAGCUGAACCAGGAAACAACGAACUGACCGUCAGAGAAGGAGAGACACUCUCUGUACUCAACCAGCAGGUCGGCGGGGGGUGGAUUGAAGCUCAGAACUCCAGAGGACAGACUGGUCUGGUCCCAGUCGACUACCUACAGAUAAAAGGUGUGGGACAGACGGCCCCAUCCUAUUCUGAUGCCGAAAACACACACUCUCAGGUUAACAACGACAACCAGCGCUGGACAGGGGGCGGAGCUUCUAGUGACGUAGCGGGUUUGAAUACACAAGGACACACACAAGCUGGGUUUGAGGACGAUGAUGGUGAUGAUGAUGAUGGUGAGUGGGAUGAUGAUUGGGAUGAAGGCUCCAUGGAAGGCCACGCCCCCGGAGCCACAGGGGAUGGAGAGGGCGGAGCUACAGGACGCAACACACACACCAUGAAGAUCUCACUCAACAAGUUCCCCUUCUCUAAGACCCCCAACCCGGAGGUCUUCCUCCUGGCCCCCCCCCCGAGAGGGACCAACCUGCUGCCCAUCUACAUGGGGGAGGUGGGGCCCGUCUGGCUGUACCCCCAGAGCCCCCUGGACUGUGAGGUCACGGACCCCAAGAAGGGAUCCAAGAUGUACGGCCUGAAGAGUUAUAUAGAGUAUCAGGUCAUCCCCACGAGUACCCAACGACCUGUCAAUCACCGCUACAAGCAUUUUGAUUGGCUGUACGAGCGGCUGCUGGAGAAGUUUGGGUCGGCCAUCGCCAUCCCCGGCCUGCCUGACAAACAGGUGACAGGGCGGUUCGAGGAGCAGUUCAUCCGGGGCCGUAUGGAGCGUCUCCAGGGCUGGAUGAGGAGGAUGUGUCGCCACCCGGUGGUCUGUCAGAGCCACGUCUUCACCCUGUUCCUCACCUACCAGGACCAGAAGGAGUGGAAGCUGGGGAAGAGGAGGGCAGAGAGGGACGUGGCAGUGGGUCAGAUGAUCUUCUCCCUCAUGGACCCCGAAGCUCCAGAGAUGGACUCUGUAGAAGUGGAUCAGAAGUAUGAACAGUACAGUCGGUUCACGAAGGCGAUGGACGACGGAGUGAAAGAGCUGCUCGGGGUGGGACAGACGCACUGGAAGAGGUGCACUGGACCUCUCCCUAAAGAAUACCAGAGGAUUGGUGAAGCCUUCAUCAACCUAUCCACUGUUUUCAGCUCCAGUGGUUACCAAGGAGAAUCUACACUGACAGACGCGCUCACGUCUGCUGGGACGAUAUACCAGGAGGUGGCAGAGAUAGUAGCAGAACAGCCGAAGAGAGACCUCCACUUCCUGUUGGAGACUAACAGGGAGUACAAAGGGCUGCUGGGAUGUUUCCCAGAAACCCUUGCUGUUCACAAGGCUGCUAUAGAGAAGGUGAAGGACGGAGAUAAGAUGGUGGCCGCAGGAAGGAUCAGCACUCAGGAGAAAACGACGAUGAAGCAAAGACUGAGCUGCAUGUCCUACAGCCUCCAGGCUGAGAUGAAUCAUUUCCAUAGCAACCGUAUCUAUGACUACAACCGAGUGAUGCAACUCUACCUUGAAGGCCAGGUGAAGUUCUAUGAAGAGAUCGCCGCCAAGCUGAGACUCGCUCUGGCCCAGUUCACCAAGAUAUGAAGACAAACACACAUGCGCACACGCACACACACCGACACCCACACACACACCCACAACCACACACACACACACACACCCACACACACACACGCAUACGCACGCACACACACCCGCACACAAGCACACGCAUGCGCACACUUACACUCACGCGCACACUUACACUCACACACUCACACACUCACACUCACUUUCACUAACACACACAAAAAUAAAGCUCACACACUCUUUUGAGUGUAUAUCUGCAGCGGUUGGUCUGCACAGUGUUCAUUGAACCCUAACAGACACAUUCACACUUUACUAGAGCUAGUUUGUGUUCGCUAAUAAAGCUCUAACUGACACACAGUUACUGUUAGGGGGCCUGCCCGUAAAUCCGACAACACAUUGAUCCGACGUCUCAAUGUUCCGAAAUAUUUCCCAUUAGAUCGACAUGCCACUAUGCCCACGGUUCAAUGUUCCGACAACGGAACCCAUUGGUCCGUUUGUCCGACUUUUCAAAAAGGAGGCGCAUUAGGCCGACGGUUCAAUAUGCCGAAUAGGCCUACUACAUAUAAAGAGUUUUAUACCUCGCUCGCGCUCUCGCUCUCUCUCGCUCUCUCUCGCUCUCUCUCGCUCUCUCUCACUCUCUCUCACUCUCUCUCCAAAAUACAACAUAGGCCUACAUAUCACGUUCACAAUGAAUAUUGGAGAGCAAGGUGACAACGCUUCACUUCAUUUCGACACAGUGUUUCAGCCCCAUGGACAGAGAGCGUAGGUCUAAUUCUUAACACGGGCACUAACUAAGUAAACGGUAUGAGGUAUAAGUUUGACUAAAUCAAUACCAGCGAAAUUAUUUAGGCAAAAAGCUACUGUAAACACAGUAAACAACACAUAUAGGCCCACACACAGCUACUAAAGAUAACAUUUGUAUUUGUUUUUCACUCACCGUUUGACUUCUUUACGGGAAAAGUAUUAGUCCUUGUAUAACGUGGGCUUCAUAAAUUCACCUCUUGUGACCGUUCAAGCCCACAGCAACAGUCUGGCUUGGUGAAGUGCACUGCUGGAACUUAGCCUAUCGUCUUUUAUUUUUGGUUUCAUAAUCACACAUGUGGAAUUGCGCCUUGGCCUAUUCGGCAUAUUGAACCGUCGGCCUAAUUCGCCUCCUUUUUUAAAAGUCGGACAAACGGACCUUCGGACCAAUGGGUUCUGUUGUUGGAACAUUGAACCAUCGGCAUAGUGGCAUGUCGAUCUAAUGGGAAAUAUUUCGGACCAUUGAGACGUCGGAAUUACAGCAUGGCACCACUGUUGGCACAUAUUUACGUGCUACCGUUAGUACAUAGCUACAUGCUCCAGUUAGCACAUAGCUACAUGCUACAGUUAGCACAUAGCUACAUCACAUAAAUAUAUGUUACUGUUAGCACAAAGCUAAAUGCUACAGUUAGCAGAUAGCUUCAUGUUAUAGUUAGCACAUAGCUACAUGGCAUAGCUAAAUGUUACAGUUAGCACAUAGCUACAUGCUGCAGUUGGCACAUAGCUACAUGUUACUGUUAGCACAUAGCUACAUUCUACAGUUAGCACAGCUACAUGUUACUGUUAGCUCAUAACUACAUGCUACAGUUAGCAGAUAGCUACAUCACAUAGCUACAUGCUACAGUUAGCACAUAGCUUCAUGCUACAGUUAGCACAUAUAGCUACAUGGGGUAUUUGAAUGUAUUAAAUCCAUAGGAUGAAAUAAGUGGAUAAUAUUUAUAUGAUACAUCGUACCGACAUGGUUCUACCAUCACUUCACUGGAGGCAGACGUCUGAAGUGAGUCAAAGAAGUUAUUCCUCGUUAGCCCUCAGAGCGACUUUAGCCACAGUUCAGUUUAGCUUCAAUGAGGGACGUUUAUGUCCUGAGGCGUGUGGGACUGCUCAGGGUCUUCCUUUAUAGUUAGCGUGUUGUUGUUGUUGUGUUCUAAUACUUUACAGUUAUCAGGUUGUUGUCUUUGUGUUGUUGACAUAUUAAAUAUCUGCCCUACUAAA
Gadus morhua (Atlantic cod) is the source of this 3941-nucleotide messenger RNA. Its product is annotated as sorting nexin-9. Gene Ontology annotation, cellular component: cytoplasmic vesicle; plasma membrane. Bases 306 to 1943 code for a protein of 545 amino acids. NCBI's taxonomy places the organism in Eukaryota, Metazoa, Chordata, Actinopteri, Gadiformes, Gadidae. Gene Ontology annotation, biological process: mitotic cell cycle; endosomal transport; protein transport. The record is from RefSeq and is a predicted model, not a curated record. Gene Ontology annotation, molecular function: protein binding; phosphatidylinositol binding. The transcript is spliced from 18 exons.